Cyprinodon variegatus (sheepshead minnow) is the source of this 602-nucleotide messenger RNA. It is a transcript of the gene mrpl27, whose product is annotated as mitochondrial ribosomal protein L27. Bases 26 to 469 code for a protein of 147 amino acids. Gene Ontology annotation, biological process: translation. The transcript has 4 exons. The record is from RefSeq and is a predicted model, not a curated record. NCBI's taxonomy places the organism in Eukaryota, Metazoa, Chordata, Actinopteri, Cyprinodontiformes, Cyprinodontidae. Gene Ontology annotation, cellular component: mitochondrial large ribosomal subunit; ribosome. Gene Ontology annotation, molecular function: structural constituent of ribosome.
AUAUUGCGUAUUGGUGACGUUCAAAAUGGCGGCGCUGGCGUCCUUGAUGCUCAAGUCCAGAGCAGGUCUGCUGGUUUCCAGUCAGAACUGUCUGCUGGACUCUUUGAGGUUUGCUUCUAAGAAGGCCGGAGGCAGCAGCAAAAACCUCGGAGGGAAGAGCCCUGGUCGGAGGUUUGGUUUUAAGAAAUUGGACGGUGAGUUUGUCCAUGCUGGGAACAUCCUUGCAACACAGAGGAAGAUGAGGUAUCACCCCGGAGCACAUGUUGGCAUGGGAACCAACAAUACCCUAUUUGCACUGGAGGACGGCUUGGUCAGGUUCACCAAAGAGGUCUACAUCCCCCCUCCCCGAACCGCUGAGGUCACCAGAGUCAUCACCAAGCUGCCCAAAGGAGCCGUGCUCUACAAGACCUUCAUCAACGUGCUGCCAGUGAAACAGGAGGGGAAAUUUAAACUGGUAGACCUGGUCUGAAGAGUGGGAGCUCAGUGACGACUCAUUCACAGAACAAUAACAGGAAGUCAAUGGACUGGAUAGACUCUGAUUGGCUGUCUGUUUCUGGUUAUACUGACCGUCCCGCUCUGACUUCCUCUGGAACUGAACAGAA